This is a messenger RNA of Phytophthora infestans T30-4, 2442 nucleotides long. RefSeq lists its product as uncharacterized. The record is from RefSeq and is a predicted model, not a curated record. The transcript is spliced from 5 exons. Lineage: Eukaryota; Oomycota; Peronosporomycetes; Peronosporales; Peronosporaceae. The coding region runs from base 1 to 2442 and encodes 813 amino acids. Gene Ontology annotation, molecular function: protein binding.
AUGUACAUUUGUAGAAACUCGAGAAUCAGCGACUGGAAAACGCGGCUCGAGAUCGUCUGGAAGAGCUCCGGAGACAACGGGAGGCCGAGCACAAGCGUCUUGAAGACGCAGCGACAUCAGCAGGAGUGUGAGGAGAUUCGAAGGAAAGAGGCACAGGAGGAAGAACGCAUUUCUAGCCUUGAGUACGAGGAACGCCAGGUGAUCGCUGGCAUUGAAAAGCAGUUGAAACUUGUAGGGGCCUUCUGGACAUCGACUCUUCAUCAACCAGGAGGUAGAGUGGAUGGAGCUCUACCGGUAUGUGCUGCGGUGAUAACAACGCGAGCCUUAGAGAAACCGAUUCUGGGACUGGAAGGUGAUGUUAUCCUCGUUGCUGAUAACACCGCAAAGAUCCACGGAUUCGAUCGUAAAACCAAGGAACUGUUGUUUACUUCAUCUUGGAGCUACCAGAAAGAUGCGAACCUUUCUUUAGGAACGCCAAUGGCAAUGGCGGUGACGCGUUGUGGGCGCUUACUAGUGUGUGAGCAGGAGUGCCCUCGCGUCGUCGUCAUUGACCUUCGCGUACUUUUCCACUUAUACAGGACGUGUCUUCUCGCUAAUCAAGUGACUGGCAAUCGCUCGUGCAAUCUGGACGCAUCAUCCGCUCGAAUAGCUUUUAUUGACGGGAAACCACAUCUUGCGCGACCUCGCGGCCUUGCGGUAGAUGACGUGGCAGGGGAGUUUUAUGCUAGCGAUGAAGCAAGCAACUGUAUCAGGGUGUUCAAACUACCAGCGAUUACUGUGGCCAAAAGUGUAGCUCUCGAGCGCAGUAUUUCAGGCUCUCACGCUAUGGUGUUGAAAAGACCAACAGGGCUAGAUCUCUCUCAUUACCAUGUCGUUGUGUGUGAUACUGGUAACUCCCGUUUGGCUGUAUUUGCCAAGCGAGGGGCAUUCGUACAGGCUAUAGGCCGAAAGGGAAUCAACGGUGGGGAAUUUUACGAUCUACGCGAUGUCAAGUUGGCCAACGUUCGAAAGCGCGCGAUCACCCGAGGGGUUCAACAUGAAAGUGAUGCUGGAGUCGCAAAUGAGCAGUUUGAAGCAAUUGCAGCGGAUUGUGGCAACUAUCGCGUGCAAAUACUUAACGAACGUGGCGAAUUCCUCAGGCAAUUAUCGUUACUUGGGAGUCUGGAGCAGAUUGCUUUCCAACACGACCAGUUUGCGAAUCUACGUGCAGAACUUACGAGAGAGUACGCUGCGCUACAUAAAUCUCCUCCUGGUUUAUCUGGUGAACGCAUGGAUGGCAUUUACAGUCUUGCGAAGUUACUACAUCCGACGUGCAAACUUUACGCUCGUCUAACGUCUUGCCUAAUGGAGUGGCGUGAUAAGCGCUCGCGCUUUCAUCAUCCAUUCGCGCUUGCGUAUGCUCCAUCUGAGAGAGAAAUUAUAGUAGUCGACCGAGAAAAUGCCAGUGCGUACACUUACAACUUCGACGCCGCCGGAAGCACUUGGCUCCAGCUUCCAAAGAACCAGCUUCGAGGCGUUUGUAGCGUGCACAGCUGUCUCCAGCUCAACCUUACCUUUAGCAAUCCAGAAGAGCAAAAGGAAGUCUCACUAAAAGAACAAUGGCUAUACGUGAGUGACCCGGUAGCGCACCGUGUGGCUGUGCUCGACUCUAGCAACCUGACUCUACAGUUCUAUAUUGGUGCAACCACGUAUGGACACCAGGAAUUCUGCUCAAAUGGCUUUCUUCCAGGAGAGCUGAACCACCCAUCAUUUCUCGCAGUCGAUAGUGGCAACCACACCGUGUCACAAUUUAACGCUCGAGAUGGAUCUUUCUGCGGUCGUAUUGGCGAAGGAUAUGGUCAUUUGGAAGGAUUCUUCAACUCACCACAAGGAAUUGCGGUUUGGAAAGAUCAACUUCUUUUUGUCUGCGACCAAUGCAACCAUCGCGUUCAAGUUUUCGAUCUGAUAACGCGCAAAUGUUUGCGUGUUUUCGGUCAACUGGGCACGUCGCCUGGUGAAUUUAGUUUUCCAACGGGUCUUGCAAUUUGUCCUGCACUUCUCGAAACUCCAAAAUGCAACUUUGGUCCUCAUCGGUCUGAUAAACUUGUCGUUGCGGAUACUGGCAAUUGCCGGGUGCAAGUUCUUGACCUAAAUGGCAGCGUGCAACUGGUCCUCGAUUCGAAAGCCACUCCAUUUGAUCUACCAAUGUCACCGAUGGGAGUUUGGGUGCAGCAACGAAGUGGAUACAUACUCGUAAGCGACACCGCCAACCUCUGUGUGGCCGUCUUUACGAACACUGGUAUAUUUCUCUCUGCAUUCGGAGCCACAGGGGAGGCGGAUACCCGAUUUGUCCAGCCUGUUGGUGUGGCGAUUGCCCCUGCAGACGCAGGUGUUGAGUUGCUACUUACUGCUGACUCUGGCCGAUGUGAUGUAAGCAAAUUACAGCUACGGCUGCGAGGUUAA